Ricinus communis (castor bean) is the source of this 1637-nucleotide messenger RNA. Its product is annotated as cyclin-dependent kinase C-1-like. Gene Ontology annotation, cellular component: cyclin-dependent protein kinase holoenzyme complex; nucleus. Bases 1 to 1146 code for a protein of 381 amino acids. The transcript has a single exon. Gene Ontology annotation, biological process: protein phosphorylation; positive regulation of transcription elongation by RNA polymerase II. NCBI's taxonomy places the organism in Eukaryota, Viridiplantae, Streptophyta, Magnoliopsida, Malpighiales, Euphorbiaceae. Gene Ontology annotation, molecular function: ATP binding; cyclin-dependent protein serine/threonine kinase activity; RNA polymerase II CTD heptapeptide repeat kinase activity. The record is from RefSeq and is a predicted model, not a curated record.
AUGGUAAUAGCAGCCCUAGGCCAACUCAACAUCCAAGAGCCCCCGCAGCAAUGGUGGUGCCGCGGCAUAGACUCCUACCGAAGACUAGACAUACUCGGGGAAGGAAGCUAUGGCCAAGUAUUCAAGGCAAGAGAAAUCGGAACAGGAAAAACAGUAGCAGUCAAGAAGCUGCUAAUAACAGACCAUGAAGAAAAAGAAGGUUUUCCUAUAACAGCCAUUAGAGAAAUCAAGAUUCUGACCAAUCUUCACCAUGAUAACGUUCUGGGGCUCAAGGAAAUCGUAACAGAUUAUAAGAACUACAAGGGCAACACCUACUUGGUUUUCGAGUACAUGGAGCACGAUCUUGCAAGCCUUUCUCAUCGCUAUAAUAAUAACUUGAAAUUUGCUACUCAAUUUACUGCAACCCAGAUCAAGUGCUACAUGAGGCAGCUGCUUUCAGGGCUCAGUUAUUGCCAUGCAAAUAAUGUGAUUCACAGAGACAUCAAGUGUGCUAAUGUCUUGAUUAAUCAUGAGGGCGAUUUGAAGAUAGCAGACUUUGGACUAGCUCGCUGGUUCGUUUUCAAGAAUUGUGACCGCGACCACCUCAGUCCACGUCUCACUAAUAAAGUUGUCACGUUGUGGUAUAGACCGCCAGAGUUACUGCUCGGAGCGACAAGCUACGAUACUGGUGUGGAUAUGUGGUCUGUUGGCUGUGUUUUUGCUGAGCUCUUGAUAGGACGUGCAGUACUAUGUGGAACAAGCGAGGCUGAUCAGUUGAAGAAAAUAAUCGAGCUCUGUGGAGCUCCUGAUCAGGAUGAUUGGCCUGGUGCUUCCGAGCUUCCUCUGUAUGACAAAUUCAGGCCGAAUGGCCCUGCGAGGAGGCGGAUUAGGGACGUCUUCAGGGGUGCUGAUAGAUAUGCUAUAGGUUUGUUAGAGAGAAUGCUGAUGUUUGAUCCGUCAAAGAGAAUAUCUGCUAGGGAUGCACUUAAUGCGAAGUAUUUUUGGACUGACCCUUUGCCUUGCAACCCCAGGAUGUUGCCUAAAUAUGAACCAUCACUUGAGUACAAUAAUAUCAAGCACAAAAAGCAGCAGCAGCAGCAGAGGAAGCAGCCAAGAGACGGUAAUGGCACCAAAAUCAGCAUAGUGGCCUCCGCAUGGGCCCGAUAAUUGGACCAACUAUGGGAAGGCUAUUCACCGAUUUGAUGGGUGAACAUAGAAACCAGAAAGCAAAGUCAUGGUUGUGGAGAUAUUAGUUUGGGUUCUACUUGUAUCAUGGACGAAUGAAUAAUUGUGUGGUUUUAUUUAUAUUAAUUAGUAAUCAACUAAAAAACUUUUAUAAUCUACAAAUUAGUUAUAAGAACUAUUUCUUUUUUGUUUUUUGUUUUUUGUUGUUCAGUACAAUGUGAUGAACAUCAUUAAUUUUUGCAAUUUAAAUAUCCUUGUUCUUUUUCCUCUUAUUGAUGCAAAACAUUCCUAGUUAGUUAAUGCGAUAUUUUAUUUGUUUCUUUGUCAUCAAUGCGAUACUUUCUUACUUUUGCAAGCUCAAAUCAAGGUUCAGAGGUAUACACUUUCGAUUUUGCAAUUGGCUAUUAUGGUGAUUGUUCCCCUUGAUCUUUGUACGGCUGUAGGCCGUGGUUAUUCUGGGCAGUAAGCCCAUG